Messenger RNA from Chenopodium quinoa (quinoa), 1542 nucleotides. RefSeq lists its product as uncharacterized. The record is from RefSeq and is a predicted model, not a curated record. NCBI's taxonomy places the organism in Eukaryota, Viridiplantae, Streptophyta, Magnoliopsida, Caryophyllales, Amaranthaceae. The transcript has 4 exons. Bases 1 to 1542 code for a protein of 513 amino acids.
AUGACGGCUCAACCACCUCGUAAGCUCAGCAAUUAUUCGCAGCCGUCCCCGGAAGAUUUUCCACACCUUGCCCUUGCACCAACUCUCGAGGGAGUACAAUUCGAGAUUAAACCCCAGUUUAUCACUAUGAUCGAAAGGAAGCAAUUUAGCGGAGCUAAGGGUGAAGAUCCAAAUCUUCACAUCUUGGACUUUUGCCAAUAUUACAACACCAUUAGACGAGCUGGGGUCACGCAGGACCAAAUCAGGGAGAUUCUUUUUCCCUUUUAUUUAUGUGGUAAAGAUAAAUUAUGGUACAAUGGACUGAAUAGAACUGCACUUGGUCAUUGGGCUCAAGAAUGCACUAGUUCGCUUGAGAAGAUUAAUGUUUUUCAAGCCUAUAAACAAACUAGUCCAUACUCUAACAUCUACAAUGCAGGGUUCAGAAAUAACCAAAAUAUGUCGUACAAUAGUAUGAAUGCGCCUAACCCCCCACCACAGGCACAACAACCACAGCAGAGGUACUAUCAACCUCCACAUCAAAUACCACAACAGACUAUUGCUCCUCCUUCUGAUUCUGGCUUAUCAGAAAUCAGAACGAUGUUAAUUGAUAUGCAGAAACAGAUGCAGAGUAGGGAUGCGCAAAUUGAUUCGAUUCUAACUCAUAAUAAAAUCAUGGACAAUCAAAUUGCGCAACUUUCCUCUGCUCUACAAACUCGCCAGCAGGGAGCCCUACCAUCGCAGCCAGUACAACCUAUAGAUCACGUGAAUGCAAUUACCCUGAGAAGUUGUUCAAAAUUCGAUGGGCCUUCUAUGCCCAAAGAUAAUGAACCUAUCAUUACAAAUAUUCCUAAUCCUGAUUCUGUUAUACCAAAUAUUGUUGUUACUAGCCCUGAUAUAACUCCAAAGAAGGAUAAAAAUCAAGACAAGAGUGGAGAUGUACAGAAACCAGUUAUCAAACUACUAUUUCCUAAUAGACAUCUUAAGAGUAAGCUAGAUAAGCAGUUCGGUAAGUUUCUGGAGGUUGUCAAGAAUUUGCAGGUAACGAUUCCUUUCACAGAAUCAAUUACUCAAGUUCCUGCAUAUUCUAAAUUUAUGAAAGAAAUCUUGACCAUAAAGAGAUCUAUUAGUGAGGUAGAGACAAUUGCUUUUACUGAAGAAUGUAGUGCUAUAUUACAGAAUAAAUCUCCACCUAAACUAAAAGAUCCGGGUAUUUUUUCUAUUCCUUGUCACAUUGGCAAUCUGAUGAUUGAUAAAGCUUUAUGUGAUUUGGGUGCUAGUGUAAGUGUUAUGCCAUUAUUUGUGACUAAAUUGAAUAUGAGUAAUUUAAAAGCUACCAAUAUUACUCUACAAAUGGCUGAUCGUUCUCUUAAAUAUCCUAUAGGUGUUUUAGAAGAUGUUCCUGUUAGAGUAGGGGUAAUUAUAGAUGGGAAGAGUGGUAAACUUAUAUUAUGUGUAGGGGAUGAAAAUAUUAUUUUUAAUCUACAUGAUGCCCCUAAAAGCCCCAUGUUGGAAGAAAAGUGCUAUAGUAUUGAUGUGGUUGAUGUUGGAAGAAAAGUGCUAUAG